GUUUCUCACAUCUUUAUGGAUCAAGACUUUUCGUGGUUGCACCUCAAGCCGGACCACGCUUCUCGUCCUCUAUGGAUUAGUCCCGAAGAUGGGCACAUUAUCCUGGAAGCUUUUUCGCCAAUCGCUGAGCAAGCUCAAGACUUCCUCACCGCCAUCAGUGAACCCGUUAGCAGACCGGCGUUUAUUCAUGAAUACAAACUCACGUCCUACUCCCUGUACGCCGCUGUUUCUGUUGGGCUCCAGACGGAAGAUAUCAUUGAAGUCCCCGUUCCAGACAGCAUAACGUCUUUCAUUCGCGAGCGCACUCUAAGCUACGGAAAAGUCAAACUUGUAUUGAAACAUAACAAAUAUUUCGUGGAAUCAAGUCACCCUGAAACACUUCAGCUAUUGCUGAAGGACAAGGUCAUUCGUGAAGCUCGUUUGUUCUCUGUCCAGGCCGAUAGCAGCAUUAAAAGUGCUACUUUUACGACAUCUAAAGCCCCCGUCAGAGGCAACUUGGUUAUUCCUGGGACGAAGGAAGCAGAAAAGAAAGGUGACACGAUCACGAACAAAUUUGGGAUUCCUGGCGGUCCGACGCCUCAUGGCGCGAGCGAUGCGGAGCUAUUCACCUCGGUGGUGGGUGUUGAUGCGGAUGAAAUUGACGAGGAUGACGAGAACGUUCACGCCUUUGAGAUCCACGAUGCAAAAAUUGACGAUGUCAAGAAGCGUUGCAACGAGCUUGAAUAUCCGAUGCUGGAGGAGUACGACUUCCGGAACGAUACGGUUAACGCAAAUCUCGACAUUGACUUGAAGCCUGCAACUGUCAUUCGACCAUAUCAAGAGACAAGCUUGAGUAAGAUGUUCGGUAAUGGUCGUGCUCGCUCUGGGAUUAUAGUGCUUCCUUGUGGAGCGGGAAAGACGCUUGUUGGUAUCACCGCUGCAUGUACCAUUAAAAAGUCGUGUCUGGUACUCUGCACUUCCUCUGUUUCAGUGAUGCAGUGGAAGCAGCAAUUCAUGCAAUGGUCAAAUGUCACCGAUCGACAAAUUGCGGUGUUCACAGCAGAUCAGAAGGAAAAGUUUGCUGGGGACAGCGGAAUUGUCGUGUCGACAUACUCGAUGGUAGCGAAUACUCAUAACAGAUCCCAUGAAUCUAAGAAGAUGAUGGAGUUCCUCACGUCGAGGGAGUGGGGCUUUAUCCUCCUCGAUGAAGUUCACGUAGUUCCUGCAGUGAUGUUUCGCCGAGUGGUCACAACCAUUAAGGCGCACUCAAAACUCGGCCUUACAGCCACCCUUGUCCGCGAGGAUGAUAAGAUAGCAGACCUGAAUUACAUGAUUGGACCGAAACUCUAUGAGGCUAAUUGGAUGGAUCUCGCCGCAAAAGGACACAUCGCAAAUGUUCAGUGUGCGGAAGUAUGGUGUCCAAUGACACCAGAAUUCUACCGGGAGUAUCUCCGGGAGCAGUCACGAAAACGGAUGUUAUUAUAUUGCAUGAACCCUAACAAGUUUCAGGCAUGCCAAUUUCUCGUUAAGUACCAUGAAGGCAGAGGAGAUAAGGUCAUUGUGUUUUCUGACAACGUCUACGCUUUGGAGGCAUACGCAAAGCGCCUGCACAAAUUAUACAUCCAUGGUGGGACAAGCCAGGUAGAGCGCAUGCGGAUUUUGCAAUGGUUCCAACACAGUCCCGAAGUCAACACGAUUUUCUUGUCCAAAGUUGGAGAUACAUCAAUCGACUUGCCAGAAGCCACAUGUCUCAUCCAGAUAUCAUCUCAUUUUGGGUCACGUCGUCAAGAGGCCCAGCGCUUGGGUCGUAUCCUCCGCGCUAAACGGAGGAAUGACGAAGGAUUCAAUGCAUUUUUCUACUCACUAGUCUCCAAGGACACACAAGAGAUGUAUUACAGCACUAAACGCCAACAGUUUCUAAUUGAUCAAGGCUAUGCUUUCAAAGUCAUAACUCAUCUCGAUGGUCUUGAAGACCUCCCAGAUCUGGUCUACAAAACUCGGGACGAACAAAUCGAGCUCAUAUCCUCAGUGUUGCUGGCUAACGAAAGCGAGGCAGAUCUGGGAUCAGACAUUCGAGCAGCAGAAGGAGACCUGGCCGGCACGGUUACAUCCAAAGAUUUCGGUCCUGCCGGACCUAGCAGGUUCCCAACUGCCCAUCGCACCACAGGCUCCCUCACAGCCCUCAGCGGUGCUCAGCAUAUGUCUUACAUCGAGCAAAAUAAAUCAGCGAAUAAGAAACUGGCACGCGAAGCAGCUCCCCGACAUAAACUUUUUGCCAAGCGCGAUAAAGAGAAGGCUGCAGCGAAGAAGGAGGCUAAGGAAGCACGGGCGCGGGUACAGGACUGA
Molecule: messenger RNA, 2325 nt
Organism: Laccaria bicolor S238N-H82
Lineage: Eukaryota; Fungi; Basidiomycota; Agaricomycetes; Agaricales; Hydnangiaceae
Exons: 14
Coding region: 16-2325 (769 amino acids)
Biological process (GO): nucleotide-excision repair; transcription initiation at RNA polymerase II promoter
Cellular component (GO): transcription factor TFIIH holo complex; transcription preinitiation complex; nucleotide-excision repair factor 3 complex
Molecular function (GO): 3'-5' DNA helicase activity; ATP binding; DNA binding
Source: RefSeq, a predicted model, not a curated record